AUGGAUCUAGACCACAUACAACCUUUCGGCAGAGGAGAAGAUCUGUGGUUUCAUCGCAUCCUUUACAUCUGCGCAAAGAUCACAAACUUUCAGGUCACCAUACAACACCGGCUUGCUUCCAAUGAUUUGCAGGCGAAUACUGCACAAUUCCACGAUUUGGUGCAAGAAUGGAAUCACUACCGUGCUUGGUGUGAUCAGUGGGACAAAUUCGUUCCGCGAUCGAUGAAACCUAUUGGCCAUGUACAACCCUGGCAAGCUGGCUCUCAGUCCAAUUUUCCGAAGAUAUGGCUACCCAAGCGCACGGCGACCCUCUCUGAGCUCUUCUACCACACGGCACGCAUACUACUUGCCAAAACUCAUCCAAUGAAGUCCGACCUUCAAAUGGAAAUGAAGGAGAUGCAAAACGUCCAUGCCCAUAACAUAUGUGGCCUUCUUGCAAACUCUAAAGAUCGCAGCAUUCCAAGUGUAUCAAUACGAUGUUUUGCGAUCGCAGCAGAAUGUCUGGAGACUCGAGAAACGCAGGAAGAGGCUCUUCGCAUUCUUGACACCAUCUCCGCUGACAGAGCGUGGUUCACUGAGCCCAUAAGGGAGGAGCUGAAACAUAUCUGGGCGUGGCCUGCGUCCCAACCAGAGACCAUGGAUCCAACCCAAAUGCACAAUCAGUCUUACACCUUCGACCCAGCCUUGUCGAUCCCAAAUGCGUUUGAAUUUCCUGCGGGGGUCUCGAACCCACUUUCCAAUACAGGCGACUUCUCAAUGGAAAAUCACCCCUACCAAGAGUACUAUGUUGCCCCUCGCCAUGAGAUUGACCAUUACAAUUAUGACCCUUAUCUGAUUUGA
Molecule: messenger RNA, 840 nt
Organism: Penicillium maclennaniae
Lineage: Eukaryota; Fungi; Ascomycota; Eurotiomycetes; Eurotiales; Aspergillaceae
Exons: 2
Coding region: 1-840 (279 amino acids)
Source: RefSeq, a predicted model, not a curated record